This is a messenger RNA of Cyprinodon tularosa, 4127 nucleotides long. RefSeq names its product transcription factor IIIB 90 kDa subunit-like. The transcript has 19 exons. Gene Ontology annotation, biological process: DNA-templated transcription initiation; transcription by RNA polymerase III; transcription preinitiation complex assembly. Lineage: Eukaryota; Metazoa; Chordata; Actinopteri; Cyprinodontiformes; Cyprinodontidae. Bases 268 to 2325 code for a protein of 685 amino acids. Gene Ontology annotation, cellular component: nucleus; transcription preinitiation complex; transcription factor TFIIIB complex. Gene Ontology annotation, molecular function: TBP-class protein binding; RNA polymerase III general transcription initiation factor activity; RNA polymerase III type 3 promoter sequence-specific DNA binding. The record is from RefSeq and is a predicted model, not a curated record.
CGAACUCCCAGGGCAUCGGACACACGUGGUUGCUGUUAUGUUGGGGAUUGCGCCGGUAUUUCAGUAUUUCAACCUUUAAGUGAAGUGUCAUCGCUCGGAUAUCUUCACAUGCGAUUCAAGCUGCUAUAAGAAAGUGUGAAAGUCAAUUUUAGACUUUCAGAGUUUAGGUUUCACGGAGUCUGACGUCGUCCUGGCGUGACGUUACGCUGCUCGUCUCGGACACCAGCGGGCUGAAGCUGAAGCUUUUGUGGUUUGCAGAGCCAAACCAUGAGCUCUAAGGUGUGUAAGCACUGCGGCAGCUCGGACAUCGAUGUUGACCAGGCGAGGGGCGAUGCGGUCUGCAUGGGCUGCGGCUCCGUGCUGGAGGACAACAUUAUUGUGUCUGAGGUGGAGUUUGUGGAGUCGGGCGGAGGCUCUCUGGCUGUCGGACAGUUUGUGUCUUCAGAAGGUGGAAAUAAGAAUCCAUCUUUUGGGGAUGGAUACUUCCCGGGUACUGGAUCUGAGUCCAGAGCUCAAACACUGCAGAGAGCAAAACACCACAUUUACACCCUCGGUCACCAGCUACAGAUGAACCAGCACUGCUUGGACACGGCCUUCAACUUCUACAAGAUUGCCCUCAAUAAAAGCUUGACCCGUGGUCGCAAGGCCAUCCAUGUCAUUGCUGCCUGUAUCUACCUGGUCUGCCGCACAGAGGGAACCCCCCACAUGCUGCUGGAUCUCAGUGACAUUGUUCAGGUGAAUGUCUGGGUGCUGGGAAAAACCUUUCUCCUGCUGUCCAGAGAGCUUUGCAUCAAUGCUCCAGCUAUAGACCCAUGUCUGUAUAUUCCCCGUUUCACCCAAAUGCUGGAAUUUGGUGAGAAGAGUCGAGAGGUCUCCAUGACGGCUCUGCGGCUGGUUCAAAGGAUGAAGAGAGACUGGAUGCACACAGGAAGACGCCCUUCUGGACUCUGUGGAGCAGCUCUUCUUGUUGCUGCUCGUUUGCACGACUUUUGUCGCACCAUCAAAGAAAUAGUCAAUGUAGUGAAAGUCUGUGAGACGACACUAAGGAAGAGACUGACAGAAUUUGAGGACACGCCAACAAGUCAGCUGACCAUUGAGGAGUUUAUGAAGGUCGAUCUAGACCAAGAGUGUGACCCACCAUGCUUUACAGCUGGGCUGAAGAAGAAAAAAUCACAACAGCUGGAAUUGGAGCUGAAGAAAAAGAUAGAAGACUUUGAAGAUGAAAUCCAUGGGUACCAGGAUGAAAUAGAUUUAGAGCUGGAGAGCUGUAGACCCAAACUGAGAGGAGUUUAUGCUGCUUAUACAAAGGAAGAGUGUCUAAGUGAUGCCUUGAACUCGACAUCAUCUAAGGGGACAGAGGAAAUGACCGAGAGCAAUGAGCUCCUGGCUGUGGCUAAGCACUUCGGCAAGGAACUCCAUGAAAUCACCCUGGAAGCUCUAAUAAAACUUGAGAAGGAAGGUUCAGAGGAAGAUGAGAACCAACAGGAGAAUGAGAAUAUUCCAAAGCGAAAAGGCCCCACACUGGCUUCCAUACUGGGAAGAAUGUCCUCAUCAGCCACUCUGGGUCUCUCGGAGUCCAUUAGCAACUGUGCCGUAGAUGAUGUGGAGAAAGAUGACAUCACUGACAAUGGGGAGCUGGACCUGAGUGGCAUAGAUGACAGUGAGAUAGAUUUCUAUCUGCUGAGUGACAAUGAAGUCAAAAUCAAGACUGCGCUCUGGAUGGCAGAAAACUCAGAUUACCUAAAAGAACAAAAAGAAAAAGAAGCCAAGAUACAAAAAGAAAAGGAACUUGGGAUCUAUAAAGAAAAAAAGCCAAGAAGUCAAUCUAGAAGGAACACCACCAUUAGAGCCAAAACAGCUGAUGAGGCCAUUGAAAAGAUGUUGGAGCAGAAGAAAAUAUCAACCAAGAUCAACUAUGAUGUGUUAAAGGACCUUAAUGUAAAGCCUAGCCCCAGCCAAGCUAGUGAGGCAGAGUCACCAAAGCUGAAGCAGUCAGCCACCAGAACAGCUGGCUCCAACCGAAGGCCUGCUCCCACCCGAACCCCACUGAGCCUUAGCACGCCACUAAGCACUCUUGGAAAACGAUUGCAGCCAUUCAUUUCCAAACAGCCCAACAAGAAACUGGCUGUUGAGAAGACUGAAGCCACCAGCUCCCCAACAGUGACCGAAGUAGCCCAUCCCAGCGAAGUUGUUGUGGAACAUGGCCCCGUGAUCUAUGACGAUGUUGAAGAAGAGGAGGAUGAAGAGGAGCCCUGUGUUAGUGCUAUGGAGCUGCUUGGUGGUGACGGUUAUGGUUGUGAUGGAGAAUACGACGAUGGAUACUAGCAGCAUCCUUCAACCGUCUUUUCAUUCCCAACCGGCUCUGGACUCCAAAGUAGAUCCCACUGGAGGAAAUGUUCUCAGAUUUGUUCUCCUUUGUUCCAGUUGGGUGGAAAUGGGAACAAGCGAUAAGGUGGUGGCAGAGUGCUUUUUGAGCAGUGCACUGGAUUGUUUCAGGUUGGACUUUUUUCUGCGGAACACAACCUUAAGGAAGGUCUUAUUCUAACAAAGCUAACCAAGUCAAAAACAUUAAAGGACCUCAUUAGGACCUUAGGUUUUAUUGCACACAAAACAGUUCAGUGAUUUCUCCUGACAGGUAAUGUUUUAAAGCUAUAAUUUUUUUCACUCACAAAGAUGUGUUUUUCUUCAGAUAGUUAUUCCCUUUGUUAGCAAGAUAAAACCAUCUCUUGAUAUGUUUAACAUGUUUAAAUGAAAAUAGAAUUUAAUUUAUGCUCUAUGUUGCUUACAGUAUCCAUUCAAAAGUUCUAAAAUUAGAAGAGGAACAUACAUUAUUCUAUUUUCCUAAAAGGAGUUUAUUGAGGAAUGCAAUCCUUUUAGGUUUGGGGUUUAAUAUGAUUGUUAAUAUGGGUUUAAUGAUUGUGAUCAUGAGUCUACGUUGUACACUAAACACCCUAACUGGAUAAAAUAAAACAAUUUUUGUUUGGGAUUUGUUUUUUUGAGAACUAUUCAGAGAAUAGGGGUUAACACAGGUAAAUCUCUAAGUACUUAAUGUUUUCAUCUAGUUUAUUGCAUUUACCUUUAAAAUUGAAAAUAACGGAUUUUCAUUCAUAUCAAAAUCAUUUAAUUGGUCCGUCCCUAAGUGAACCCCUGCUGCUUAGGGUAGAGCUGCUGACAUCUGACCCAGGCUGAGCCAAUAGCAAAAAUCGAAUUCAGUAAACCCUUUUGAACCUGAAGUGGUCAACAAACGGGCAGUUUUGAUUUAGUAUAGUGAUAAAUAGUGAUGGGUUAAUGAGGAAUCAAUGCAAUCGAUGCAAACCUGUAUUGAUGCUGGGUUGACACUGUCUCACAAUACUGACACCUGCUGGACAUUUAAAGACAUUACAGGCAGCUUAUUGGACAGACUAAACUGAAUCUAUUUAAUGACCUAGUGCAAUGAUAGAAUUUAAGUUAUUGUAGGUUAUAUUAUUUCAAAUCUAUGUUUAAUUUGAAAAUAUCUUUGAUAGUUUUAGAUUUGCCAAUAAAUAAUGUCAACAUAUAUCAUUACGGUACAUAAAAAUUGAGGGGAAAUUGAAAAUGAGGAUGAUUGAGGACUAGGUUUUUAAAUUAUAAUUUGAAAACAAUAAGUACACCAAAAACAGUAAAUAAACUAAGAGUAAAUAUGAAAUAAACUUUAAUUUCAUAUUUACAUGGCAUUGUGUAGACUGAGACUUUAAUGAAGACCACACAACGACGCAUCUGUGUUGUUCGACCAAUCACUAGUGAUAAAUCUGAUGUGGGGGAGUGGCAGCCUAGUGGUUAGGGCUUAAAGCUUGGGACCCAGAUUCUGAGUUCAAGCCCCACUCCCACAGACUACCACUCUGGGUCCCUGAGCAAGACCCUUAACCCCACGCUACUCUUUCUAUUUAGUUAUGCAAGAAUGUUACUUUACGGUUGUACAUGACUGUUAGAAAGCUUUGUUAAAAAGUUUAUUUUGUGGGAAAAUGUAAAGAUAAAUGGUUAAGAUGAUUGUAAACAACAUUAACUACCAAAUAGAGAUAAAAGAAAAGCAUCCUGACCAUUUCAUGUACAAAAAAUUUAUUCAGCAUAACUGAACUUUCAAAACAAUAAAACUUUGGUAAGACUUUGAA